AUGUUCGAAUCAAGAAAAGAGAUCUUGGUACAAUUCAGAGACUUGAGCUAUUCAAUCAAUUCAAGCGGAAGGAAAAAGAAGAUUUUGGACAAAAUAAAUGGAUCUUUGCGACCAAAAAGGCUAUGCGCUAUUAUGGGACCCUCCGGAGCCGAGAAAACUACACUUUUGGACAUUUUAGGCGACCGAAUCAAUACUGGUAUUACUGGAGAAAUUCUAAUAAAUGGGGCGACGAAAAACUCAAAGAUUUUCAAGAAAAUUUCGGCUUAUAUCAUGCAAGAAGACAAAUUGCAAGAAUAUCUGACAGUAGAAGAGUCCAUGCGGGUCGCAAGCGAUCUGAAAUGUCAUCCCUCUCCGAAAAAUUGUGAGAGAGUGAGGGAGAUAAUUGAGCAGUUAGGAUUGAUGGAUGAGAGAGAGACUCUUACGAAGAACUUAUCAGGUGGGCAGAAAAAGCGACUGGCGAUUGGGCUCGAACUUGUUAACAAUCCGCCUGUCAUGUUUUUCGACGAGCCAACAAGUGGCCUAGACGCCGUCUCCAGUCUACAGGUCAUUUCUUUGCUCAAGAAUCUCGCCCUUGCCGGUCGAACAAUCGUCUGUUCUAUUCACCAGCCGAGUAGCAGACUGUUUAAUAUAUUUGAUGAUCUUUAUGUAAUUGGGAGGAAAAAAUCCGUGUUUUCAGGUCCUGUUAGCUCAUUAGUUCCUGCCAUGGAAGCUGCAAAAAUCCAAAUCCCGACCUACUUCAAUCCAGCUGAUUAUGUCAUUGAGCUAGCAUCUGAUGGAAUCUCCAUACCCAACCCUAGACCUCUUCAAACUCCAGACCCUCCACAACUCUCCCGAAUGAAAUCCACUGUCGAAAAAGAGCUCUCCGCCCAAAACUGCUACCAAUGCCCACUCUACAAACAAUUUGCAAUUCUCCUCCGCCGCCAGUUCAAAAUCAUCUACAGAAAUGCCUUUGUCUUCCAUUUGCGAUUCGUUUCUCACGCACUUGUUGGCCUUCUCUUCGGAGGUCUUUAUUACAAAAUUGGAAACGAUGCGGACAAAACUUUGGACAACUUUGCUUUUAUUUUUAUUUCCUUGUUGUUUCUUCAAUUUUCUGCAAUCAUGCCAUCCUUGCUUGUUUUCCCCAUCCAAAUAUCCGUAAUGAUGCGGGAAGUACGCAAUCGCUGGUACAACGUGGGCCCGUAUUUCCUGGCUAUAACACUGGCUGAGCUUCCUUUUCAAAUUAUCUUCGACUACAUCUACCUUGUUAUUUCUUAUUUCAUGACAUCGCAAGUUCAAUCUCCUGCUCGUUUUUUCAUGUUUUCGACGAUUUGUAUCAUCAACUCUCUUGUUUCCGCGUCAAUGGGGCUUCUCAUCGGCGCCGUGGCUCCUUCAGUCGAGUCCUCAUCUUUCAUCGGCCCUUUGGCUUGUAUACCAGUGCUUCUUUUCGCUGGAUUUUUCGUGCCCGUCAAGAACAUCGUUAAAUACUUACGUUGGAUUUCGUACACCUCAUACGGGUUUUACUCAUUCGACGCGCUGGUGAUUUCAAUUUACGGGACAUUUUACCAAGUUCCACCGAGAGCUCCGCUUUUUUGCCCAGGAAGGAGUAAUAAGGAGGACUUAAUUUCAGUUAGAAGUGAAAAAAAUGAUAAAAUGCGGUUGAAACUGAGAACCGUCAAACUCCACACCUCCUCAAGCUCUCUUCUUCCAAUCCACAAAACUGACAGCGAAACAAGCCUUCGACCAGCGGACGAGCUUGACCAUGAUCCAAAGAAGCUAUUCCGCAAUGUUGAGCUAAAAUGGCACGACAAUUUGCACAAAAUUCCGUAUAUCAUCUCCAAGUCUGGAAUUCGGCGAAAACGAGCCAGCGCGUUCAAAUCAAUUGCUUUCAUGGCGGUUUUCUAUCUCUUUGAACCUGAUCACAACUUGCUCAAAACAAAAGGAGGAAAAAAUUGGAUGCGACCAGAAAUCCAAGAAGAAUGGGCGUCAUUUAUUCUCGAUCUCUUCCAAUGCAAUGUUACGAGCCCUUACUUGUUGGAAUCUCCAAAAACGAAGAAUAAAAUUGUGUUUGAGAAACACAUCCGCCUUCUGAGCAAAAAAAUUUGCAAUGGCAAAAUGUGCAGACAUUAUAAUAUUCACGAUGUGGAAAAUCUUUGCAAGAAAAAGAAGAGGGUGAUCAAGACGAUCAAACCAGCGAAUAUCGAAAUUUUAUUAAAAGAAGCAGAGCGAAGAAAUGUCGAUUUGAGAGUUCUUCUCUACUUCAGAGACUCCCGCCCGGUGUUUUUGAGCCGAAAAAAGGCUGGAGAGCUGAAGGAUUAUUAUUUGAAUAUCAAUCGAUAUUGCAGUGAAAAAUUGAAGCAACAAGAAUUUUUCGAAGAAAAUUUCUAUUUGCACUCGAGAUUGAUGUCUUCCAAAUUUGAAGAUUUCGCGAUAGAACCAGAAAAACAAGCAAAUACUGUCUAUAAUUUUCUCAAAUGGGACUUUCCUCCGAACCUACAUACCUGGAUCAAGAAGAACACGGAAGCACCUUCAAAAAGUUCAGGGUCAAAAUAUCAAUAUGGAACUUCGAGAAAUUCUUCAAAAAUUGUGUCUCAAUGGGAAAGUCAAAUUGGAAAAGAACAGAGGUUUUUGAUUGAAACUAUUUGUAAAGAUUAUUUGGAGGGGUUGAGUUAUGUCUGA
Messenger RNA from Oikopleura dioica, 2655 nucleotides. Lineage: Eukaryota; Metazoa; Chordata; Appendicularia; Copelata; Oikopleuridae. The record is from the annotation of a GenBank genome assembly.